This is a messenger RNA of Bemisia tabaci, 4052 nucleotides long. RefSeq names its product Exocyst complex component Sec10 (gene Sec10). Lineage: Eukaryota; Metazoa; Arthropoda; Insecta; Hemiptera; Aleyrodidae. The record is from RefSeq and is a predicted model, not a curated record. Gene Ontology annotation, cellular component: exocyst; cytoplasm. Gene Ontology annotation, biological process: exocytosis; Golgi to plasma membrane transport.
CUCAAAACUUCAAAACGUCAACAGGGACGCCCCCUUUUUAUAAUUUUAAUUGAUUAAGUAUGUUUCUGCCUGUGUUUUCAACUCCAAGAAUUUCUCAGUCUCUUCAUUACGUUCAGAAUGUUUAUCAUGGUUUUUAAAAUUCAAAUAUAAAGUCUCACUCGUAGUUUUUUACGUGCUAGUCUAAAAUGCGCACCAUUAUUGAGGUGACUGUGUGAACUAAGGCCUUAUCUCUUCAUCCACUAAUACAUUGAACCAAACAAAAGCCGCCAAGAUGAUGCAACAAUACAUGAAAGAAAUGGAAAAGAAGCCUUUUGAAGCUGAGGCAUUUGUUGAAAGACUCGCAUGGAGGGUACUUGGCAGCAUGCCUGAUGAUAAAUCUAAAGAAAUGUUUGAUCCUCAGCUCAUGCAGGAAACUUUCAUCCAAGCAAUAAAGGACCUAAAGUUUCUUCAAGAACGGCAGAGGAAGAAAUGUGACAAGCUUGAGUCAGCAUGUGGUGAUCAAGAAGUAAGUUUAUGGCAAGAAGUGGCUCAGCUUCAGGAAUCUAAUAAGACAGCAACUAAUAUUUUUCAAUUGCUGGAUGAACGGAUAAACACAGUAGCAACCAAAGUCAUUCAUAUUGGAGAUCAGCUUGAAUCUCUGAACACACCACGAUCAAGAGCUGCCGAAGCUCAAAAGCUUAUGCUAGCCUUCAAUGCAUUUCUAUCAAAUAAUAUCAGCCCUUCAAAGAGCAAUUCUACCACUAGUCUAGCACAGUCUCAAUACAUGUGCGAAUUGUUCGACAUGAACCAAGGCAACCUGGAUAAAGCAGCAGACGUCAUCCAAAAAUUGAAUCUGAUCGCCCAAGAGCUCCCUCCAAGUGAAAAUUUUGAAGAGGCCAAGAAGAAAAUCUCCAAAAAAUACAGUGAAUUACAGAAAUGUUUGAUAGAUGAGUUUGUGUUUGCUCAGAGAUAUGGCAAUAUUGAGCGCAUGACUGAAUUAGCAAACAUUUUGUCCCAAUUUAAAGGACACUCACAGUGUGUCAAUGCCUUCAUAGAAGCCAGCCAAGAGCAUGCAUUCUCAGGGAGUUUUAACUUUUCGGAUGCUGUGACCUUAUGUGAAAGAUGUUAUGAAACAAUCAAAGUUGUUUUUUCGAGCUCUGCUGAUCAGAUCAUGGCAAAAUUUGUCCUUAGUUUGUACCAUUUGAAGUUACAAGAAUAUAUUGAUAAAAUUCUAGAAUCUAAUCAAAGUUUAUACUUGGAUAAUCUAAUGAUGCUCUAUACUAAAACUGUUCAGUUAUCCAAAGAAUUGGGAAAGUUCUACAAGGAAUCUGAUGAUGUUUUUUUAAACAAGCUAGCCAAUAAGGUGUUCCAAAGAUAUUUAGAAUCGUAUAUUACAACAGAAGUAGAUCAUUUACGGGAUAAGUCAUCGGUCAUCCUCCAUAAGUAUUAUGAAUCAAAAGGACAUCAAAGAAAGCAAAACCCCACCAUGAAUUUUCAAGAUCUUAGACGAGAUAUACAAGCUGUCAUCGGUGGAAGAACCAAUAUCAACAUUGCACAAAUAGAAGAUUUUGGUGGCGAAACUUUUCUAUCCGAUGAAGUUGUGCUGUCCAUUCUAAAAGAGACUGAAUGCGCUUAUCUACGGUGUCAAACGCUCUCUCUACCCCAAGAAGUUGCCGCCAAUGCCCUUCAUAUUUUUGAAGUGAGCUCGCAGUUUUUAGUCGAGCAACAUUUACACUAUGCGUUAGAACUUGCCGUUCAAGCGAUUCCUAUUCCACAGCAAAACUCAUCUCCGCCAGUAGUAAACUUUUUCAAAAUUGUAAAACAAGUUUCAAGCAUGGUCCACCUUGUAGAGAGGCAGUUCAACAGCUGUCUAAUACCACUCACAUACCCAACCAAACACAAUGAUUGUUUUGUCAAGAAAAAGUAUUUAUUAGAACAAUUGGAAGCCAAACUUUAUGUAGGAUUGGAUAGGUCAAUCAAUGCAAUUGUUGGUUGGAUAAAAAUCUAUUUGCAAAACGAGCAGAAGAAAACAGAUUUCAAGCCGGAAGGAGAUGUGGAUAUCCUAGCAUCGCAUGCAUGUAGAACUGUGGUCCAAUAUUUGAAUUCAUGCAUGAAACAGAUCAAAUCUUGCAUUGAUGGAAAAAACGGAGAAAAUGUUUUGGAAGAACUGGGUGUCCGUUUGCACGGGAUCAUCUAUGAACAUUUAUUACAAUUUUCCUAUAACUCAGCUGGUGCCUUAUGUGUGAUCUGUGAUGUCAAUGAGUAUAGAAAGUGUGCUCGUGAAACCAAGUCUAAUCUUGUGAAUGUGCUCUUUGAUGCUUUGAAUUCGUUAUGUAAUCUUCUCUUAGUCAAGCCGGAAAAUAUAAAGCAAGUUUGCAACGGUGAACAACUGGCGGGCUUGGAUCAAUCAAUCGUAAUUAAUUUCAUACAACUCAGGCAUGAUUAUAAAACUCAAAAAUUAGCAAAUAUACUAAAAUCAUCGUAGUAAGAAUAAUCUCUUCUUUCCCUUUUUUGGCCCAUCUUCUUUUUUUUACUUGGCAGUAAAACUGGAGGAUAGAGGGAUACUUGCAAUCACGUAUCCCCUGGACAUUCCAACUUAUCAAGGCCUUCAAAACAAGAUGUAUUUUAUACGUCGUAAUGAAUUCGUCCAAAAUUUCCAAAAAGUGCAAUUAGCGUCUACAGUGGGAAUGUGACUUUUCAAAGGGUGUAAAUACAAUUACUAUAGGUACAGCAUCCUGAUUGUUGAAAUUUUUUGUUUGUCGGGUGGACAUGGCUGACAUAGGUUAAAUGGCGAAGUAUGAUUGGUCGGCCAUGUCUUAUCACUGCUUUAUCAUGCUUUGUCAAUUGGAAUGGACGACAUACUGUCGGAAACUCAAGAGGUGCCUUUAGUUUGUCAUCCAUUCUAAUAGACAAAGCAGCGAUAAGACAUAGCGGACCAAUCACGCCUCGCCAUUUAACCUAUGUCAGCCAUGUCCACCUGACAAACAAAAAAUGCCAUCAAUCAGGCUGCAGAUCAACUGAGGAUGGUUUGUUUCCUUGGAAAAUUGAAUUCAGUGCCAGAGAGAACGAUUAUCAAUGCUUUUAAAAAUCAGAAACCAUAAUUUUGGAGCGUUCAUUACUUAAUUAUCAUAUAACUAUAAUCUCAGUCUGUCAGCAAACUAUUUGGGUAAAUCCAUUUGUGUAAUAUUUGAAAAAAAUCAGAAGGUUAAGUUCAUGAGCUCUUCUCUGUGUCAGCAUUUUCACAAACUACAAGGAUUAUACGAGAAACUGAAGCCUUUGUUUGACCAUCAAAAUAACAAGGCUAUGCAUUCAGCUCGAUUAUUUAUCAAAGCUCAUCCUUGAGCAGGAAGAAUGAUCACUCAGUGCACUAUAGUAAUAGGGUAGGCAUUCUUCAAGAAAAGUUUAACUUUUAUAUCUGCUUGUGCUAUAUCAAUAUCUGCCAAUAUAUCUGUACAAUAUCUGCCUAAGCAGUUAUGAAGGUUACCUUAUCUGUAACACAGUAUUCUGUGAUCACUUGAGAACAAUUUUUUGUCCUUUUCAAACAAUAGUUAAUACCUAUUAUGAAUCUGACUUUUCAGAGAGAAACUGAAAGUAAGGUCCUCAGGUCACUUUUCUGGCCAAUGAAAAGGCUGGAAAACAUCAAUUGAACCAAUUUUUGCUCCAGGGUUCUUGAAAAAUCCAAGUCUGAAGAAAAACGGAAGAAUAGGUGCCAUUCAGCCUGCAAUCAGUCUUUUGAGCCCAGUUUUAAUAGGUAUUCUUCAGAUGAAUAAAUUUCUUGGGCUCAAAAAAUUGCAAAAAUUACUUGCUUAAUUGCAUAGUUUUCCAAGUUUUUCUCGAAAGUUGGAUUUUGGUGCUCGGGCCCUUAAGAUAAAUAUUGGUUUGACUUUCUUGUUCUUAGUUCUCGUCAGUAAUGUGUGAAAAAAGAAACAAAUUCUAUCACUGCUCAGAUUCUUCCACCAGGAUUGCUAGUAUCAGUAAUUUUUAAAAGUAUCAUUGAUCUUUGUAAUUUAAGUAGUUAAUAUACCUAAGUAUUUGUAAAGAUAUGAGAAAAGUAAAAUUUUUUAAUACACAAA